This is a messenger RNA of Vigna unguiculata (cowpea), 3129 nucleotides long. Its product is annotated as ubiquitin-protein ligase. Gene Ontology annotation, cellular component: SCF ubiquitin ligase complex. Gene Ontology annotation, molecular function: protein binding. Lineage: Eukaryota; Viridiplantae; Streptophyta; Magnoliopsida; Fabales; Fabaceae. The record is from RefSeq and is a predicted model, not a curated record. Gene Ontology annotation, biological process: SCF-dependent proteasomal ubiquitin-dependent protein catabolic process.
GUUAGGUGUAUCUCUCAAUUUUCUUCACUUCACUUCACUUGCCGUCUCUUUGUUCUUACAAUGGAGGUCUCAGACGAAGACGACGAGCACGUUUUCCUUGUUUGUACUAACACUGAUUCAAUCCAAACAGCUGAAACCCUAAAGGAUGAGAUUCUCGUGUCCACCGCUGAUAUUCUCUCUUGGGAUCUCCCAACGAUUCUCACUUUUCCGACGAUUAAAGUUCAGGCACAUUCCAAUAUGCUCAUUGAACAAUCUAUGUAUUUCCGCGGCCUCCUCAGUGGGAACUUCAGUGAAUCAUGCUUGGGCUCUAUCUCUAUCAAUUGGAAUGUGAGCGAAUUUUUGCAAAUUCUUAAGCAUAUGUGUGACUGCGUUUUGGAUAUUACGUUGGAUAAUUUCUUCCCUCUUUAUGAGGGUGCGCUUUAUUUUGGAGUGGAAUCACUUCUCUUGAAGUGUGAGAUGUGGCUUUCUGAGGUGUUCUCACCCGAAGGAUUUCAAUCUACUCAAAUACAAAUGGAGGACUUGAUCCAAAUUUGGAAUUUUGGCUCAGAUCGUGCCAGGGACUAUAUCGUGCACUUAUGCAUGGGCUACCUAGCAAGAAAUUUUAUGUGGGCAAAGCGUAGCGAAUUUUUUGUAAAACUUCCAUAUGACCUGCUGCUAUCUUCUGUAAAGCACCCUCAGUUGACUGUUGACAGUGAACUGCAUCUUUCUGAUGCACUUCUUCUCUGGCUUGAAAGUAACUUGGAAAAUUUGGAGAGGCCAAUCAAAACUGAAGACAAUUGCAUCGGAAUUUUGAAACAAAUUCGUGUGGGCCUUUUGCCUUUGUGGUUUGCUCUAGGAAAAAGAAACUCUUUUUAUUUUAGACAGCUGGCUGAGGAAAGCCUUGAUUCAAUUUUCAGACUACUAAAUAUUGUUCCUAUGGGUUCACUGGGUACUUUCAAGUAUAGUGACUUGGAUCAUCUCAGAAUUAGGUUGACAGAAUAUUCUAAGAAAGUGAACCUUUCUGGUUGCCCGCAAAUACCAUCUACUAUACUUUGUCUGUCACUCAUCCCUCAAUCAUAUUUAACAGAUCCCAUGCAAGAGAAGAUUAUAGAAAAGUUGUUUUUUAAUUGUAAACAUCCUGUAAGAGAUAGAUGGGUGUUCCCACAAAAUCUGUCAGAAGAAACCUUGACCUUUGAAGCAGUUCAGGAGGUGGAUAUCUCUAAGUGUCGAAAUUUGCAUGUUGAACAUGCUGUUGAUUGCUUCCGCAAGUCCUUUCCUUCUUUAAGAACAUUGAAAGCAGGUUAUCUUUUGAACAUUGGGACAACCAGUUUCCUUCAGUUAUUGGAGAAAUGUCCGUUGGUUUGUGAAAUUGACAUGACUGUUGAUAUUACUCCACUGAUACCAGCAUCAGUUACAGUUUUAUCCUCUAGUCCCGCUGAGGUACAGCCAGUACCAGAGAAGACCUCUAGUGCUAAAUAUCAAGCAGUGCAAAUCAUGUCAUUUAAUGAAUUUGGACCUCCUCUUUCUAAUGUUACAAAACUCACAUUGGAUGGAAGAACUGAUGUCAGUGAUUUGGGUCUCCAUUACAUCUCCAAAUUAUGUGUUUCAUUGUGUCACCUGAAUAUUAAAGGAUGCAUUUCUGUUACUGAUAUUGGCAUAUCUGAUCUCAUUUCCACGUGUAAAAAACUUAAUUCAAUUGUGGUUUGUGAUACUUCAUUUGGGAUAAAUGCUGUUCAAGCUCUUUGCUCAGCUAUUUCUGAUAGUGGCAACACCUCUCUACAUUCUAGAGAUAAGCGUUUGAAUUCUGUGGUGUCUAAUUUUGAAACAUUACACAUGGGUGGCUGCCAGGGUGUUUCAAAGUCAUCUCUAAUCGAGCUUAUGUCUCAAACGCAAGUUUUGAAGAGUUUAUGCCUGAGAGGAACUGAUCUGGUUGACCAGGCACUGUAUAAUUUUGUAGGUUCUUCCUUGGAGAUGCUUGAUAUUUCAAAUACUAAGAUUUCUGGGGCUGCAUUAACUCAUGUUAUUCAAGGAAAUCCAAGUUUAAAGUGUCUGAAAGCAAGAGACUGUCGAAAUUUGUUUCCUGGAGACAGUUGUACUGAAAAAAGGGAAUCUGAUUUACCCUCUUUGCAUGAAAAACUACAUGCUGAGUUAGGAAAAAUGAAUAGAUUGGAAGAGAUUGAGUUUGGAUGGGGCUUUUCUUUCAUCUCUUUUAGUUCUCUGGAAUCUGCACUGAUGUCAUUAAAGGCCAUCAACAUUGGUUUAGGUGGAAUGCUAGGUGAAGAUGCUUUGAAACGGUUACCUGCAAUCUGUCCCUUGCUAGAAACAAUAAUCCUUCAUUUUCAGGUAAUAUCUGAUAUAAUUGUGAUGAACUUUUUUGCAUCCCUGAAAAACUUGCAAGUAUUAGCCAUGUGCUAUUGUUUUGGUGAUAUAUCCAUGUCAAGCUUCAAAUUCCCGAUGCAAAAUCUGAGAAAGUUGAGGCUUGAAAGAGUAACCCCUUGGAUGACAAAUGAUGAUUUGGUCGUUCUAACUCAAAACUGUAGAAAUUUGGCUGAGCUUUCAUUGCUUGGGUGUUCUCUUCUUGACUCAGACUCUCUACAGAUAAUUUCGUGUGGGUGGCCAGGCUUGGUCUCUAUUCAUUUAGAGGACUGCGGAGAAGUAACAGCUAAUGGGGCCUCUGCUCUUCUUGACUGCAAAGCUCUUGAAGAUAUCCUGCUGCGUCAUAAUGGCCCUGGGCUAUGCAGAAACUUCAUUUGUUAUGCUGCUUCAGAGAUGCCAUUGCUUCGAAAAUUGUCACUGGAUAUAUGCGAUGCAAGGGAAGGCGAUUUUGACAUUCCAAAUUAUGCAGGCAGAUACUUUUUGAGUACCUUAAAAAUAGCAAGAUGCAAAUCUCAGAGAUGUGCAUUUAAUAACCCAGCCUCUACCUCAGGGGCUCGCAGUAGAUCAGUGCAUAUGGAAACGCUGGUGCUCGUGUGGAACAGCAGAGAUCUCAUCAGAACAGUGGUGAAGGAAAGGCUUUAGUAAUCUUAGAAUUGUGCUCAUAUUUAUGCAUUUAUUAUUUAUUGUAUCAAGUAGAGCUAGGUAUAUGGAUAAGGCAGUCCACAAAAUGAAAAACUCAAGAAAUUCGUAUUUCAAAUGGAUUAUUUUUACCAA